This is a messenger RNA of Phytophthora sojae, 189 nucleotides long. RefSeq lists its product as hypothetical. The record is from RefSeq and is a predicted model, not a curated record. The transcript has a single exon. NCBI's taxonomy places the organism in Eukaryota, Oomycota, Peronosporomycetes, Peronosporales, Peronosporaceae. The annotation marks the transcript as partial.
UUUUUGCUGUUUUGGUUCAUCCCGCAAGCCUUCUUAGUAGCCGCAUUCACCAUGUGCGGGAUGCACCACUCCCACUUGAGCUUGAGGCCCUCCGCCAUCAUCCAUUUCACAUCUGACCCUGCGUCCGUCGUUGCCCCGAACAAAUCUUUAGUGGCGAGGGUGAAGUCAGACAGGAUAGCGACGAAAUGA